CGAAAGCAGCUGGCACGCCUCCUCAUUGGCCCUUAUAUAAUAUGGGGUUUCACAGGGUGCUGAUGUAGAACUCAAGGCAUUCUUGAGACAGACUCACAUUGCUUGUCCUGUUGCUGGUGCUCUUUUCCCUGCUGGGUUAGGGCUGCUCUUGGAGGGGUGACCUGUGGGGUGAAUUUUGGAAGGUGUGCAGGAUGGCUCCAGCUGAGACAGGGGAUGAGCUUGUUUUCUUUGUGAAUGGCAAAAAGGUGGUGGAAAAAGAUGUGGACCCAGAAACAACUCUGCUGACCUAUCUUAGAAGAAAACUGGGCCUAUGUGGAACCAAACUGGGCUGUGGGGAAGGUGGAUGUGGCGCUUGCACUGUUAUGAUAUCCAAGUAUGAUCCCUUCCAGAAGAAAAUCCUCCACCAUACUGCCAAUGCUUGCCUCUUCCCUAUCUGUGCUCUGCAUCAUGUAGCUGUAACUACCGUCGAAGGCAUAGGAAACACAAAGUCCAGGUUGCAUCCAGCCCAGGAGAGAAUUGCAAAAAGUCAUGGGUCCCAAUGUGGCUUCUGCACUCCAGGCAUUGUUAUGUCCAUGUACACUUUGCUUCGAAACAAACCCAAACCCAAAAUGGAGGACAUAGAAGACGCUUUCCAAGGGAACUUGUGUCGGUGUACAGGAUACAGACCCAUUCUGGAGGGAUACAGGACUUUUGCUGUAGACUCGAACUGCUGUGGCAGAGUAGCCAAUGGCACUGGAUGCUGUCUUAGUAAAGGAGAAAACAGCAUGAAUGGGGGUUGCUGUGGAGGAAAAGCCAAUGGCCCAGGCUGCUGCAUGAAUGAAAAAGAGAACGUGACAAUGAUGUCCUCCAGCCUGUUUGAUUCUUCCGAGUUCCAGCCACUGGACCCGACGCAGGAACCAAUCUUCCCACCAGAGUUAAUGACUCAGAGAAACAAGGAGCAGAAGCAGGUGUGUUUCAAAGGCGAACGCGUGAUGUGGAUUCAGCCUGCAACUCUCCAGGAGCUGGUGGCGCUCAAAUCCCAAUAUCCCAAUGCCAAGCUUGUUGUAGGGAACACAGAAGUGGGUAUUGAGAUGAGGUUAAAGAACAUGUUGUAUCCAGUGAUACUAGCACCAGCAUGGAUCCCUGAAAUGAAUACUGUUCAGCGCACUGAAACGGGGAUCACCUUUGGUGCUGCCUGUACUUUAAGCUCAGUAGAAGAGGUGCUGAGAAAAGCGGUGGCAGAGCUUCCCUCUUACAAAACUGAGAUUUUCCAGGCUGCCCUCGAACAGCUGCGGUGGUUUGCAGGGCCACAGAUCAGGAACGUUGCAGCUCUUGGUGGGAACAUAAUGACUGCAAGCCCAAUCUCUGACUUAAAUCCUGUGCUAAUGGCAAGUGGAAGUAAACUGACUCUGAUAUCAGUGGAGGGCAAGAGGACUGUCACGAUGGAUGAGAAGUUUUUCACUGGAUACAGAAAAACUAUAGUUAAGCCUGAGGAAGUACUACUCUCUGUUGAGAUACCCUACAGCAAGGAGGGUGAAUACUUCUCAGCUUUCAAGCAGGCUUACCGUAGGGAGGAUGACAUUGCUAUUGUGACUUGUGGAAUGAGAGUACUGUUCCAACAUGGCACCAGCCGAGUGCAGGAGGUCAAACUAAGCUAUGGCGGAAUGGCUCCUACAACCAUCCUGGCGCUAAAAACUUGCCAAGAGCUCACUGGCAGAGACUGGAAUGAGAAGCUGCUGCAGGAUGCCUGCCGCUUGCUGGCAGGUGAGAUGGACCUGUCUCCUUCUGCACCUGGUGGGAUGGUGGAAUUCCGACGCACGCUCACACUCAGCUUCUUCUUCAAAUUCUAUCUGACCGUCCUUCAGAAGCUGAGCAAGCAACAGAAUGGCCCUAACAAUGUGUGUGAACCUAUCCCCCCAAACUACAUCAGUGCUACGGAGCUGUUUCACAAAGAUCCCAUUGCAAGCACCCAGCUCUUCCAAGAAGUGCCCAGGGGGCAGUUAGUGGAAGAUACGGUGGGCCGGCCUUUGGUGCACGUUUCAGCAGCAAAACAAGCGUGCGGGGAAGCUGUUUACUGUGAUGACAUCCCACACUAUGAGAAUGAGCUGUAUCUCACACUGGUGACCAGCACCAAAGCCCAUGCUAAAAUCCUUUCUGUAGAUGCAUCUGAAGCCCAGAGUGUCCCUGGGUUUGUGUGUUUUGUCUCUGCUAAGGAUGUUCCUGGCAGUAACAUCACUGGCAUCGCGAAUGAUGAGACUGUCUUUGCUGAGGAUGUGGUCACCUGUGUUGGUCACAUCAUUGGUGCAGUCAUUGCAGACACACAGGAACAUUCCAGGAGAGCUGCUAAAGCUGUGAAGAUUAAAUACGAGGAGCUCAAACCUAUAGUCACAAUUCAGGAAGCUAUUGAGAAACAAUCCUUCAUUAAACCCAUAAAGAGGAUUAAAAAGGGAGAUGUGAAGAAAGGAUUUGAAGAGUCUGAUCACAUUUUGGAAGGAGAGAUGUACCUUGGUGGACAGGAGCAUUUCUAUCUGGAAACUCACUGUACUUUGGCUGUGCCCAAGGGGGAAGAUGGUGAGAUGGAACUCUUUGUGUCAACCCAAAACUUAACCAAGACACAGGAGUUUACUGCUACUGCACUGGGAGUCCCAUCUAAUCGCAUUGUGGUCCGAGUGAAAAGAAUGGGUGGAGGAUUUGGAGGAAAAGAGACUAGAAAUACUAUCCUGACCACUGUAGUGGCUGUGGCAGCCUUCAAAACUGGCCGACCCGUAAGGUGCAUGUUGGAUCGAGAUGAGGACAUGCUGAUAAGUGGUGGGAGACAUCCUUUCCUGGGGAGGUACAAGGUUGGUUUCAUGAAGAAUGGGAAAGUCAAGAGUUUGGAAGUGUCAUACUACUGCAAUGGGGGCAACUCUACAGACCUCUCUCACGGGGUUAUGGAUAGAGCCCUGUUGCAUCUGGAUAACUCCUACAACAUCCCCAAUGUCAGCAGCGUGGGCUUUAUAUGCAAGACCAACUUGUCUUCCAACACAGCCUUCCGAGGCUUUGGAGGUCCCCAAGGGAUGAUGAUUGCUGAGUGCUGGAUGAGUGACCUUGCUCGGAAGUGUGGCCUACCACCUGAGGAGGUACGGAAGAUCAACCUGUAUCAUGAAGGAGACCUGACUCAUUUUAACCAAAAACUGGAAGGGUUUACUCUACGGCGAUGCUGGGAUGAGUGUUUGUCAAGCUCUAACUAUCAUGCCAGGAAGAAGCUAAUUGAAGAAUUCAACAAACAGAAUCGCUGGAAGAAAAGAGGGAUGUGUAUUAUUCCUACCAAAUUUGGCAUCAGCUUUACUGUCCCGUUUCUGAAUCAGGCUGGAGCUCUGGUCCAUGUAUAUACAGAUGGCUCUGUGUUACUUACACAUGGUGGGACUGAGAUGGGUCAAGGGCUUCACACCAAAAUGAUCCAGGUUGCUAGCAGGUCACUGGGAAUCCCUACCUCCAAAAUUUACAUCAGUGAGACCAGCACAAACACAGUCCCUAACACCUCCCCAACAGCUGCAUCUGUCAGUGCCGACAUCAACGGGAUGGCUGUCCAUAAUGCAUGUCAGACCAUCUUAAAAAGACUUGAGCCAAUCAAACAGUCUAAUCCCAAGGGGUCCUGGGAAGACUGGAUUAAAACCGCCUAUGAGAACUGCAUUAGUCUGUCAGCCACAGGAUUUUAUAGGAUUCCUGACGUUGGCUACAAUUUUGAAACGAACAAAGGGAAGCCAUUCCAUUACUUCAGUUAUGGUGUUGCUUGCUCCGAGGUUGAGAUAGAUUGCCUGACAGGUGACCACAAGAACAUCCGCACAGACAUCGUUAUGGACGUUGGCACCAGUCUGAACCCAGCCAUAGAUAUAGGGCAGAUAGAAGGAGCGUUUGUCCAAGGCAUUGGGCUCUUCACCAUGGAGGAGCUGCGCUACUCACCUGAAGGGAACUUGUACACUCGAGGGCCUGGGAUGUACAAAAUCCCAGCAUUCGGAGACAUCCCAACUGAAUUCUACGUGUCUCUUCUCCGUGACUGCCCCAACAGCAAGGCAAUUUAUUCAUCUAAGGCUGUGGGAGAGCCCCCUCUGUUCCUGUCUGCUUCAGUUUUUUAUGCCAUUAAAGAUGCUAUCUACUCAGCAAGGGAGGACUCUGGUGUGACGGAACCAUUCAGGCUGGACAGCCCUGCCACCCCAGAGAGGAUCCGCAAUGCCUGUGUGGACACCUUCACAAAAAUGUGCCCUUCUGCUGAGCCAGGGACCUUUAAGCCAUGGUCUGUGCGUGUGUAAAAGGAAAGUUGGAGGAGCAAACUCUCCUCGUGAAACUAGUCUUACAAUGGAGGGACCACAAAGCACUGGGACUGUAAUGGAAACAAAAAUCCAUGUUCACGUGACUCAUCUACUAUGAUUCAUAGAAUUUUCACUUUUAAUUGCUCAACCACUGUUUCCUCUUAGAGAGGAGAUUGCUGCCAGAUUAUAGCUGUGAUGCAGAUUUGAAUGAAGAGUAAAGUGGAAGGUGAUGUUUUCCAGGUGUAGUUGAAAACUACAUUAUAUUUCACUUAGAAUUGUUGCACAGAUGAGAGACACUCUUAGUGCCAGACCACAUGAAGUAGCAUGGUUAUUGUUUUGGGGGUUGCUUGUUUGUUUUAAAUUGUGGAAAGCGAGUUAUCACCUUGUCACUUUCUGCUGUUAUGCCAAGGACCUAAAAGCACUGAACCCAGGCAAACUGUGCUCUAAUGGAGAUGGGAAAAGGCAUGAGGGGCACUGAAGGCUGGACCCUACAGCACAACCGCUUGAUACACGCCAGAGGAACAUAAGGAAGAACACUGAUGUUUGCUUACUGCAAUGAAGGUCGUGUGUAUAUUAUGGUGGUUCAGAGGGAGACCUUAAAAUGUGACCAAAGUUACAUGAGGAUUGCUUUGUCUAUGACAAAGCUUUAAUGAAAUCUUAGUUCAUAUGCUACUAGUCUUGCUUGACUAAAAAUCAAAACUCAAGCUGCCAAGACUUCUAGCAAGAGGUUGAUUCAUUUGGCACGUUCAGCCUGUUUCCUCCAUAUCCCUUCCUCAUCUCUUAAACAGCAGAGGACAUCAGAGAAAGGACCUUGGAGUCAUAAAAUGGGACUGAUCAUUGUUCCCAUGGGAAUUUUUUUACCAGCCAGGGUGAGGGUGUGGACAAAGCUGAGGGAUGAGUUGGCUCUGGGCAUUCUUUAGGGUCCGUCUUACUUUCAUGCCACAGCCUUGCCACCUUUACAAGACAACCCUUAGUUUUGCUGAAUGCAAAGAAAUGUUUUAUGUUUUGCAAAAAGGUUUGCUUGUCCAAAAAAAAAGGUGCUGAUUAUGUGAUGAAUUCAACUAUGCACGUUUUGGGAUGAAUGCAUUUUUUGGUAUGGGAUUUAAAGGUGGGUGUACUUCCAUGCAGUUUUUGUCAUCGUCAGAUUUAACACAGCAGUGUGCUUUCUCUAGAUGAUGCCAUGUACUGUACCUCCUCAUGUGCAAACUUUCUCUGGCCCACAGCUCUGUGAAAAUGUCCUUUUCCAAUGUUAGCACUCCUAGGGCCAUCAAUAAACAUUGUGCAAGAGAAUGCAA
This is a messenger RNA of Coturnix japonica (Japanese quail), 5563 nucleotides long. It is a transcript of the gene XDH, whose product is annotated as xanthine dehydrogenase. The record is from RefSeq and is a predicted model, not a curated record. Lineage: Eukaryota; Metazoa; Chordata; Aves; Galliformes; Phasianidae. Gene Ontology annotation, molecular function: molybdenum ion binding; xanthine dehydrogenase activity; FAD binding.